Molecule: messenger RNA, 2800 nt
Organism: Trichechus manatus latirostris (Florida manatee)
Lineage: Eukaryota; Metazoa; Chordata; Mammalia; Sirenia; Trichechidae
Gene: DHTKD1
Product: dehydrogenase E1 and transketolase domain containing 1
Exons: 17
Coding region: 5-2764 (919 amino acids)
Biological process (GO): tricarboxylic acid cycle
Molecular function (GO): thiamine pyrophosphate binding; oxoglutarate dehydrogenase (succinyl-transferring) activity
Source: RefSeq, a predicted model, not a curated record
GGAUAUGGCCUCGGCCACUGUGGCAGCAGCGACGCGGGGCCUUGGCCGGGUACCCCCGCUCCUCUGGCGCGGCUACCAGACCGAGCGGGGCGUCUACGGCUAUCGGCCGAGGAAGGCGGAGAGCCGGGAGCCCAAGGCCGGCCUGGUGCGCCCGACAGUUGAUCACAGCCUUGCCAGAUUGGUGACAGUAUAUCGUGAACAUGGUCAUAAAGCUGCGAAAAUCAACCCCCUCUUUACUGGACAAGCCCUGCUGGAGAACGUGUCUGAAAUCCAAAAUCUUGUGCAGACCCUUCAAGGACCCUUUAAUACCACAGGAUUAUUGAACAUGGGGAAGGAAGAGGCCUCUCUUGAGGAAGUAUUAGCCUAUCUCAACCAAAUCUACUGUGGAGAAAUUUCUAUUGAAACCUCCCAACUUCAGAGCCAGGAGGAGAAAGACUGGUUUGCCAGGCGAUUUGAGGAGCUGAAAAAGGAGACGUUUACCACAGAAGAGCGAAAACAUCUGUCAAAACUAAUGUUAGAAUCUCAGGAGUUUGACCACUUUUUGGCCACCAAAUUUGCCACUGUGAAGCGAUAUGGAGGCGAAGGGGCUGAAAGCAUGAUGGGCUUUUUCCAUGAGCUGUUGAAAAUGUCAGCCUACAGUGGAGUAACUGAUGUUAUUAUUGGGAUGCCCCAUAGGGGGAGACUUAAUUUAUUGACAGGCCUCCUGCAGUUCCCUCCAGAGCUGAUGUUCCGUAAAAUGCGAGGCUUAAGUGAAUUUCCAGAAAAUUUCUCAGCUGUUGGAGAUGUCCUGUCUCACCUGACCUCCUCUGUUGACCUGGACUUUGGUGCAUACCGUCCGCUCCAUGUGAUAAUGCUACCUAACCCCUCACACCUCGAAGCUGUUAACCCUGUGGCUGUCGGGAAAACUCGCGGAAGGCAGCAGUCUCGACAGGAUGGGGACUACUCUCCAGACAGUUCAGCUCAGCCUGGGGACAAAGUCAUUUGUUUACAGGUUCAUGGUGAUGCUUCCUUCUGUGGUCAAGGGAUUGUUCCGGAAACUUUUACACUCUCCAACCUUCCACAUUUCAGAAUUGGUGGGAGUGUCCAUUUGAUUGUCAAUAACCAGCUGGGUUACACCACUCCAGCAGAGAGAGGAAGGUCAUCCCUAUACUGUAGUGAUAUCGGGAAGCUUGUAGGCUGUGCCAUCAUCCAUGUCAAUGGAGACAGCCCAGAGGAAGUGGUCCGUGCCACACGACUAGCUUUUGAAUACCAGCGCCAGUUCCGCAAGGAUGUGAUUAUUGAUUUGUUAUGCUACAGGCAGUGGGGCCACAAUGAGCUCGAUGAACCUUUUUUUACCAACCCAGUCAUGUACAAAAUCAUCAGAGCCCGAAAAACCAUCCCAGACACAUAUGCAGAACAUCUUAUUGCCACUGGCCUCAUGACCCAGGAAGAGGUGUCUGAAAUAAAAGCUUCCUACUAUGCAAAGUUAAAUGACCAUUUAACUAACACGGCCCACUAUAGCCCUCCUGCCACUAACCUGCAGGCCCACUGGCAGGGCCUGGUCCAGCCGGAAGCUUGCAUUACUACCUGGAGCACAGGUGUGCCCAUAGACCUCCUGCGGUUUAUUGGUGCAAAGUCUGUGGAGGUACCAGAGGAACUCCAGAUGCAUAGUCACCUUCUAAAGAUGUAUGCUCAGUCCAGAAUGGAGAAAGUGAUGGAUGGAACAAAGUUAGACUGGGCCACAGCGGAAGCUCUUUCCUUGGGCUCAUUACUUGCUCAAGGUUUUAAUGUCCGCCUGAGUGGCCAAGAUGUUGGCCGUGGAACUUUUAGUCAAAGGCAUGCAAUGAUUGUUUGCCAGAAGACUGAUGACACCUAUAUCCCUCUGAACCAUAUGGAUCCUAAUCAGAAGGGGUUUCUAGAGGUCAGCAACAGCCCCCUGUCAGAAGAGGCUGUCCUGGGAUUUGAAUAUGGGAUGAGCAUUGAAAGUCCUAAAUUACUGCCCCUCUGGGAGGCUCAGUUUGGCGAUUUCUUCAAUGGUGCCCAGAUCAUCUUUGACACGUUCAUCUCUGGAGGAGAGGCCAAGUGGCUCCUACAAAGCGGCAUUGUUAUUCUCCUUCCACAUGGCUAUGACGGGGCUGGCCCAGAGCACUCAUCCUGCCGAAUAGAGCGUUUCUUGCAGAUGUGUGACAGUGCAGAAGAGGGAGUGGAUGGAGAUACAGUGAACAUGUUUGUGGUACACCCAACUACUCCUGCACAGUAUUUCCACUUACUUAGAAGACAAAUGAUCCGGAACUUCAGAAAACCCCUCAUCGUCGCUUCUCCUAAGAUGUUACUCAGAUUCCCUGCAGCUGUGUCAACUCUCCAAGAAAUGGCACCAGGAACAACUUUCAAACCAGUGAUUGGUGAUUCAUCUGUGGAUCCAAAAAAUGUUAAGAGACUAGUGUUUUGCUGUGGCAAACAUUUCUAUGCCUUGCUGAAGCAAAGAGAAUCUUUAGGGGCCAAGAAGCAUGACUUUGCCAUCAUCCGAAUAGAGGAACUGUGCCCUUUCCCAUUGGAUUCAUUACAACAAGAGAUGAGCAAAUACACACAUGUUAAAGAUUUUAUUUGGAGUCAGGAGGAGCCUCAGAACAUGGGUCCAUGGUUUUUCGUUUCUCCAAGGUUUGAAAAACAACUGGCCUGCAAGCUCCGUCUUGUAAGCCGACCCCCUUUGCCAGUACCCGCGGUAGGAAUUGGCACAGUUCACUUGCAGCAACAAGAAGAUGUUCUCACCAAGACCUUUGCUUGAUGAUGUUGUUUGAAGAAAUACUACUUCCUUUUUAGA